CUUUUUUAAAUUUUCCCUUCAAAUAAUUUAACUAAAAGAAUACGUAUAUAUUAUGUAAUAUUUUUGCGAAUUAUUUUUGUAAGUGCACGCACAAUGUACGGUAAUGUUCCCGUACUCGGUACUAGCACUAUAGUACUCGCUCGGUUCUCGGUUAUGUCAACGUACUUGUCAUAGAAUAAAUAUAAUUAAGAGACGCGAUUCACGCAAUAAUAAGUAUUUCGAGAAAUAGUUGUAAUUUUAGGGAGAUUUAUAUAUAUGUGCGCGCGCAUACACACAUAUAUUCAUACACAAGAGUUUAAUUAAAUAUAUCGAUUAUUGUUUAUAAAAAUUUUAAAAAUUUUCUCUACAAUAAUUAACCAGAAUUUUCGACAAACUUUCUGUAAUAUAUAAUAUAAAAUUUAAUCUAAAACUUAUAUCAAAUGUUACAAGUCGCUGAACUUGUGAUAACUUUUUUUUUUCGCUUGCCUUCAAUUGGCGCUAACUAUAAAAAUCUCUAAGAACAAUUGUUAAACAAUAAAAUAAGUUUUGUGAAAAAUACUGUGCAAAUUGUACACAUACAUCAAUAUUGUUUAAUAUCAUUAAUAAAAUGAUGCAUUAUAAAGAAUUUUAUGUGAAUCAAUGUACAAACGUUAUUAUGAGUAAGAGUGAUUAAUGCUAUAUAGAAAAUAGGUUAGGAAAAUAUCUCGCGCUCCGAUUUUGAGGUCUUUUGCACGCUUUGAUGCAAGUUACAAUGUUAAUCUGGACAAUUAGAAAAAGUGUACCGUGCAAUCUACGACGAAUUGCUGCAUGUGUUACUUACAGAAACAAAACGAGAACAAAGAUCCCACGAUAUUGCAAUGAAUCAAAUCUACUGUCUACAUCGCUUCCGAAUUUUGCUUCUUGUAGAAUUUACAGCACCGAAUCGGAGGUUUCCUUGCCUAUGCUAGUGGAAGGGGCUCCUGUACACAUACCGUCUCUUUUAACUCCAUUAAAGCUUCUUUAUUUAUCAAUUUUUAGAAUUACUCCAUACAUAGAUCAAGAAUUUAAUGUUGAUGAGUUUCUUAAAGGAGCCAAACAUGCAACAGUAGUAAUAUCUAAAGCUUUAACAAAUAAAGAUUAUGAAUCUUUACAAGAGCUUGUAACAGAAGAUUUGAUAGAGAUUUUAAAAGCAAAGAUUGAGACCCUUAGUCCUCAUCAAAGACAAUUAAUUGCAGUAGAUGAAGAUGAUAUGUUAUUUUAUGUGUUAUCUGACAUUGCUGCUACAGUAGGUGAGGAGCAUUCCAUUAAAAUUACAGUAAUUUGUCAUUACAUCCAAGGUCUUGCUGAGAAAAAAAAUAAAAUGAUGACUGGAAUGAUAGAUUUUACUAUAGCGAAACAUUUAAUAUGUAAUUAUACAUUCACCCGUAAGUAUGUAAAUAAUAUCGGAGGUCCAUGGAUUGCAACUUUUGUAAAUCAUUAUUCUAUGCCAUAGAGAGAUUUGCAAAAUAUAUAGUUUAAAAUAAAAAUUUGUGCUAAUC
Cataglyphis hispanica is the source of this 1496-nucleotide messenger RNA. RefSeq lists its product as uncharacterized. The record is from RefSeq and is a predicted model, not a curated record. Lineage: Eukaryota; Metazoa; Arthropoda; Insecta; Hymenoptera; Formicidae. The transcript has 3 exons. Gene Ontology annotation, biological process: protein insertion into mitochondrial inner membrane from matrix; inner mitochondrial membrane organization. Gene Ontology annotation, molecular function: ribosome binding. Bases 719 to 1450 code for a protein of 243 amino acids. Gene Ontology annotation, cellular component: mitochondrial inner membrane.